AUGUCGCUGGGAGCCGGAAAGGAUACGUUGAUAAAGCACGACGCUCAAAUCUCACAGUACGAUGGGCCACCUGAGCACAGAGCCGGCCAAUCUGCAUUGGUGAGAGCACGCCUUGACAAGAUUCUAGAUUCAAUUAUCCACGACUUUGUCGAUGCAAAGGGUAGAUGGGUACCUGCUACCUACAUCGACUUUCACACUGCCGACAGCCAGCCCGAUGAUCGCAAGAUUUCCAGGGCCUACAUUCUUGCCGACAGAGCCUGGGCCAAUGCAAUUGAUGAUUGGAACAAAGAUCUGUGCAUCUACCUCUGUCGUCGCAGACUCUUCGAUGCCUCACACCCAAAGACACCUUGGGAUCCGAUACUCGAAAAGGAGGAGUGCAACCUCGGAGAGUCACACUUCCCUCGAGCACCUCAGAUCAUCCCUUUAGGUCAAGAAAUCAUCGAUCGUCUCAGUAAGCGAAUUCGGUUGGCUCAAACCGGAGCCAAAAUUCGUGGCAAUCAUGGCAUUCAUAUUUUUCGAGCAAAAAGGAAGGACAUUCCGUCCUCCAACAAGGCUUAA
Molecule: messenger RNA, 558 nt
Organism: Pestalotiopsis fici W106-1
Lineage: Eukaryota; Fungi; Ascomycota; Sordariomycetes; Amphisphaeriales; Sporocadaceae
Exons: 3
Coding region: 1-558 (185 amino acids)
Source: RefSeq, a predicted model, not a curated record